GGCGGACAUACGCACGUGGAGCAAGGAAUUAGUAUUGGAGCUUAUUACUUUAUACAGAUCUUUCCCAUGUCUCUGGAAAAUUAAAUCGGUGGAGUACAAAAACAAGAAUUUAGAAGACCAAGCAUAUAAAAAACUUGUCGAGUUUUGUAAAGAAAAAGGUUUUAUUGACGCCAAUCGUGAUUUUGUUGUAAAAAAAAAUGCAAAGUUUAAGGGGCUCGUUCCGAAAGGAAUUGAAAAAAGUUAUAGACAGCCAGCGUAGUGGAAGAGGAACAGAGGGCUUAUACAAAUCUUCCCUCUGGUACUUUGACUAUAUGCUUUUUACUAAGGACCAAGAAAUACCUACCAAUAGCAUAUCAAAUAUUGAUGAAGAUCUAAAGAAUGAGAUUAUAAGUAACGAACAUCUUCAUCACGAUGUUCUUUCGCCUCAGGAAGAAGAAAAUACUGUUGGCGGAAAUGAGCAACAAAAUAAAAUCGCUGAAGCUACUCCGAUUGAAGCGGCGAAACCUCAAAGAAAUAAAAGGAAGGCUACAACCAACUACCAGGCAGAGUUCCAUAAAGUCUGCUCUCAUACAAUUAAAUCCAGUUACAAGGAACUUUCGGAGUUUGAUGUUGCUGGAAUAAAUAUGGCCAAAAAAUUAGCCAAAAUGAAUCCGUUACAGGCCAUUUAUGCGGAAUCUAUAAUAAAUAAUGUUUUACGCAGAGGGUUAUUAAAAAAACUAACAGAUGAUACUGAUAUAUGUGACAAUUUUUGUAACAAGAAUAUUCAAAGAGCAACUGCAACUGCAACAUCCUCACACUCGAGAAGUUCUUAUGAAUCACCAUCCUUGGUAACUCAGUACCUUCCUUCUACCUCUAGUGAAACAAGGGACACAGAAGAAAAUAUAAAUUUAGCUUAA
Molecule: messenger RNA, 896 nt
Organism: Colias croceus (clouded yellow)
Lineage: Eukaryota; Metazoa; Arthropoda; Insecta; Lepidoptera; Pieridae
Exons: 2
Coding region: 198-896 (232 amino acids)
Source: RefSeq, a predicted model, not a curated record